Naegleria gruberi is the source of this 2535-nucleotide messenger RNA. RefSeq lists its product as uncharacterized. The transcript has 3 exons. Lineage: Eukaryota; Heterolobosea; Eutetramitea; Acrasida; Naegleriidae. The record is from RefSeq and is a predicted model, not a curated record. The coding region runs from base 1 to 2535 and encodes 844 amino acids.
AUGCAAGCACCAAACGGUCCCAUUAUCAUCAUUGAUGAUGCUGAUGAAGAAAUGAUGAUCAAUGGCGAUACUUUGCCUCAUACAAUGAUCAUCUCCUCUGAAGAAGAAGAAGCCAAUUCGAAUCAAAUUGUUGAUUCCGAAGAAGAAGAAAUUGAACAAGAGAAAAUUCUAUAUAAAACCAAAGUUGCAACACGAAUUGAUUCACAAAUACAAGAAUUGAUUGGAGGUGGAAAGGUACAUGAAGCACUUGAGAGAUUUUGUGGUUUGGUUUCGGAAGGAAGUUUACAAUUUGCAAAUUUUGCAUGUGGAGGUAAAUUGGAUGAUUCGAUGAGUUUUCUUCCAGGUAUUGAAGUGCGCAAUGCAAGUGGUGAUUAUUCUGAUAAACAAAACAGUAUGAUGCUCAGUUUGCCAAUAAUAUCCAAUGAAUAUAUGAAUGAUUUGAAGAGAUUUUCCUAUACAUGUACCAAAACUAAUGUUAAUAAUCCUUACAAUUUUAUGUGUUGUGUGAAAAACAAUAAUUGGAGUCGUGCUUGGGAGCAAUUUGUAAACUCUGAGAUUAGGAACAAGUUGGGAAUUGACGAAUCUAUAAGGUUUAACAUGUAUGAAGAUUCAAUAAUGGUAUUAAGUGAAGGAUGCAGUUUCUCUGGAUCACCAAUUGACGACAAUGUUUUUUCAGCAAUGCUAAUUCAAUUGCCAUCUGAUUUUGAAUCAGAAGAUACAGAUAUUUGUGUCGAAUAUAAUGGACAUGUGGAGAAAUUCAACUUUACAGAAAAUUCCACAUUCACAACUUAUUAUAUUGCCUUUCACCCUGAUUGUGAAAUCAAAAUACCAAAAGUUACUAGAGGACACCGAGUAUUUAUGGUUUAUAUUAUGGAUUAUAAUGAAACUGAACCACCAGCUAUUGAAAAUUCUCCAUUUUUGAAUACUGUAAAGUUAAUAGUUGACCAAUUCAAAAAUGAUUCAUAUAUGAUAAGAGUAUUAGCUGAAAAAUACAAAAGACAAGAGUUGUCUUAUAGUCAUUUAAAGGGAAAAGACCAGAAUUUAGUCUCAACUCUCAAACGUUACACUGAAAAGUUUCAUGACUUGGGAAUAUUAUUGGUGAAAUUACAAAAAGAAGUUGAAGGAUCUGACGAAGAUAGAUAUGGCUCAGAUUCACCAGAUUAUUUCAUUACCAGUGCUUUAAGAAAGGAUAAACCGUCCAUUUGCAAAUACGAAAUAUCAGAGGAAAAGAUUAGUCCAGAAGAUGCCUUGGAAAAUGCCAAGUCAGUUUCGAAAAAGAAAAAGAUGGGAGAAUUAUCCCUUCGUCUUGGAAUACAAGUUGCAAUGGAAUAUCUUGCUAAAUUGUGGAGUGAAUAUAACAAGAAUAAUUCCAAUACAGAGCUUCUCAAUAAGAUUAAAAAAUACAUGGAGUAUAUUAUUGCAAAUUACAAAGAAAUGGAAGUUAAUUACCUUAAAAAACUCAAAGAUGUUGGACUUGUUAACAAACUAUUAUCUAUCAAAGGUAGCAAGUGCAGUAUUGAAGAUUUGAUUCAAUUGGAAAAAUAUUUUAACAAACAAAUCCAUCUAGCACUUCAAGGAUAUUUGAAAACAUUAGAUAUUAAUAGUGUUCUUCGUUUCGUUUCGGCUGCAGAUAGGUAUGACCUUAAAAACGAAAUUAUCAAAUACAAAUUGGAAGAGAUUUAUAGAUCACGUUGCGGUUCUGUCAAUCUUAAUUUUGAUUUAUUCAUGGAGGUUUAUAUACAAAGCAAUAUAGAAUUGGACUACAGUUCCAUGAGGAAUAUUACUUCAAAAAUCAGGAUGGAUAUUGACAAAUUGCUCUUGACAGGAAUCAAACAUAGUAACAUAACAUUCAUAUUUGAGGCGUUGAGAAGAUGUUGGACUGUAAAAACUGUUGAUAUUGAGAAUAUGCUACAGUGCAUUUCUUUUUUGAAAUUGAGUGAUUGUACUGGUUUCUUUGAUGUAAUUUCAGAAGAUUUUUGGAAGCAUGCUGAGAAAUCAAACAAAUUGAAUUUAGUUAUGAAAUUUCACAAUUACAUUGGAAAGAAUGAUAAGGAGAGAAGUAUACUUGGGCUUGUUUUGAAUAAGCUAGUUACUCUGUUACUAAAGGACGACUUUUAUGAAGUUGAUGAGCUAGUGAAAAUAUUCGAAAUUUGCUUGGCUUGUAAUAGAAAAACUGAAUUGGAAGAAUUUAUUGGUAAAAUAACAGUUGAUGGUUUUUCUAAUGGACACCAUUACAACAAACAGACUGUUUAUAGUGAAACACCGAUUUUGUUCUCCAAAAAUCAUGAAAGAACUCUAAUUACACUUGUAGGAAAAGCACAUUAUCAUCAUAUCAUUAUUCCACUCCUUUUCCAUAUUUCACAAACUCCUGAAAAUAUCAAAGAUCCUUUAAUGCAGAAACUUGUCAAGAUGUGUUUGAAUUAUUGUGAUGAUCUUACGAAUGGCAAAGAGAAAAUCCCAGUUCCAGUCACUUUUAAUCUUGGAGCAACAACUGAUUGUACAUGUUACGAUUGUCAACAGGUCAAGGUCGUUUAA